Molecule: messenger RNA, 2804 nt
Organism: Camellia sinensis
Lineage: Eukaryota; Viridiplantae; Streptophyta; Magnoliopsida; Ericales; Theaceae
Gene: SBT1.3
Product: subtilase 1.3
Biological process (GO): proteolysis
Molecular function (GO): serine-type endopeptidase activity
Source: RefSeq, a predicted model, not a curated record
UACUUCAAGUCUUAAAACAACCAUCCGCAAGUGCACACUUUCUCAUUUGUUUUCCUCAUCCUCCUCAUCACUCUCACUACUUCACUUUCUCUCUUUCUCACCCAACAAAUGUCUGGAAUUCCAGUCAAAUGGCAGCUUCUUUUUCUAUCAAUCUAUCUUACCAUCAACAUAGUCCUCUGCUCAGCCAACAAUCCUUUAACAAAGAAGACUCACAUUGUCCAAAUGGAUAAAUCAGCAAAGCCAGAAACCUUUUCGAACCAUCUCGAAUGGUAUGCCUCAAUGAUACAAUCAGUACUCACUAGACCAGCAAAAGAAGAUAUCGAAGACGACAACAGAGUCAUCUAUACUUACCAGACUGCUUUCCAUGGUGUGGCUGCUCGGCUUAGUGAAGAAGAAGCAGAGAGACUAGAUCAACUACAUUGUGUGAUGGCCUUGUUUCCCGAGACUAAAUACCAGCUACACACCACAAGGAGUCCACUGUUCCUCGGGCUAGAACCCGAAGACAGCACCAGCGUCUGGUCCGACAAGCAAGCCAAUCAUGACGUCGUAGUCGGUGUGCUCGACACCGGGAUAUGGCCAGAGAGCCAAAGCUUCAACGAUACCGGCAUGACACCGGUUCCGGCUCAUUGGAAAGGCACAUGUGAGACGGGUCGAGCCUUCACAAAGCAUCACUGUAAUAGAAAAAUUGUGGGUGCACGAGUGUUCUACCGUGGAUACGAGAGUGCUACGGGUAAAAUUAACGAGCAAGAUGAGUACAAAUCGGCACGAGAUCAAGACGGUCAUGGAACUCACACUGCAGCAACCGUUGCGGGCUCGCCUGCCCGCGGAGCGAAUCUUUUGGGCUACGCCUACGGGACAGCCCGAGGUAUGGCCCCGGGUGCGAGAAUCGCAGUUUACAAAGUUUGCUGGGCGGGUGGGUGUUUCAGCUCCGAUAUUCUCUCCGCUGUCGAUCAAGCCGUGGCCGAUGGCGUGAACGUUUUAUCAAUCUCUUUAGGUGGUGGAGUAGCAUCUUAUUAUCGAGACAGUUUGUCAAUAGCGGCUUUCGGGGCAAUGGAGAUGGGGGUGUUCAUUUCGUGUUCAGCUGGAAAUGGAGGUCCGGACCCUGUUAGCCUCACUAAUGUAUCACCAUGGAUAACCACAGUUGGAGCUAGCACAAUGGAUAGAGAAUUUCCAUCUAUCAUUAAGCUUGGGACUGGUACAAGUGUAACUGGGGUUUCACUCUAUAAAGGAAGAAGGAACUUGUCAAACAAAAAGCAGUACCCUCUGGUUUACACAGGAACCAAUUCAAGCAGCCCUGAUCCGAGCUCUCUGUGCUUAGAAGGAACUCUGGAUCGACAUACCGUUGCCGGAAAAAUUGUAAUAUGUGACCGAGGAAUUAGCCCUAGAGUUCAGAAGGGACAGGUGGUCAAAGAUGCUGGCGGAGUAGGGAUGAUAUUGUCAAACACCGCAGCCAACGGAGAGGAGCUGGUGGCAGAUUGCCAUCUUCUUCCGGCGGUGGCUGUCGGAGAAACGGCGGGUAAAGCAAUCAAGCAUUAUGCAUUAACAAAUUCAAAACCAACCGCGACUCUAGAAUUCUUGGGGACUAAAUUGGGGAUAAGGCCAUCUCCGGUGGUGGCAGCGUUUUCAUCCAGAGGACCUAAUUUCCUUAGCCUGGAAAUUAUGAAGCCCGAUGUGGUAGCACCAGGAGUGAACAUUCUUGCGGCUUGGACGGGCGAAACGGGUCCAUCUAGUUUGCCGACAGAUCGCCGAAGAGUGAAGUUCAAUAUACUGUCUGGAACUUCCAUGUCAUGCCCACAUGUGAGCGGGGUCGCGGCAUUGCUCAAGGCCAGGCACCCGGAAUGGAGCCCAGCAGCAAUCAAAUCUGCACUGAUGACAACAGCUUAUAUCCACGAUAACACCCGCCAUCCUCUGUCUGAUGCCUCGACCGGUGCACCGUCCACCCCGUAUGACCACGGUGCAGGACACAUACAUCCAUUGAAAGCCCUUGAUCCUGGUUUAAUUUACGACAUCGAGGCACAGGAUUACUUUGAUUUCUUGUGCACUCAAGGCCUAACAUCAUUCCAACUGGAAGUUUUUGCUAAGUUCUCAAACAGAUCUUGCCGACAAUCUCUUCCCAAUCGAGGUGAAUUGAACUACCCAGCUCUUUCUGCUGUGUUCCAAGAAAACAGUAAGGUUACGGUUGUGACAAUUCACAGAACUGUCACCAAUGUUGGGCCUCCUGUUUCAAAUUACCAUGUCAUGGUUUCGCCGUUUAAAGGGGCUUUCGUCAAUGUUGAGCCAACAAUGCUGAAGUUUACGAGCAAACUCCAGAAACUAUCUUACAAGAUCACAUUCACAACGAAAUCUCGACAGACACAGCCUGAGUUUGGUAAUUUGAUUUGGAAAGAUGGAGUACACAGUGUAAGAAGCGCAAUAGUAAUCACGUGGAUGUCACCCAUAUAAUUGAUGUUGCAAGAUAUUGAACAUGAAUCUGGAUUAAAAAACCCCAAGGCUGCUCAUUUUUAUUGCAUGGAAUGCUUUCCUUAGUUUGUUUUCAUAUUGCUAGUUUUCAGCUAAAGAGUAAUGUAUAAGAACCGCUUUGCAUUUCUGUUGAAUUCAUCCCAUUUAACUUGGAGAGAUUAAAGUGGUGAGGUUGUUCUAUCAUAGCUUUUUGUAACUCUUGCCAAUUAUGGCACUUCUAGCGAUGAUCAAGGUUCUUAAAAAUCAGGAUCCUCCACAGAAUUGUUGGGACAAUCUCAAUUGGAUUAUAGAAUCAGAUUGAGAAUCUACUUUCAGUACAAAAUAAAGUGUGAAAUUAUCAAUAA